AUGAAAACAAGCUCCACAGAUCCAACAGCAGCGUCGACAAGUGCCACUAUUGAAACAACAAUCGCGAUGACAUCUGAUGCUCCAUCAAGUGCAAUAACAACAACGAACGUUUUUGUAUCUACUACGUCAACAAUAUCGACAGUUAUUUCCACAGCAACAACAACCAAUGCUUUAUCAGGUGUAAUAACAACAACGGAUGCUUUUACAUCUGCUAUAUCAACAACAUCGACAGUUAUUUCCACAGCAACAACAACCAGUGCUCCAACUAGUGCAAUAACAACUACAGAUUUGAAGCCAAAUGCAUCAAAUAUAACAUGGUUAAUGUCAACAUUUGCAGCAGCAAAUCAAACAACAAUAAGCUUAUCUAGUCCAACAUUUAUGGAUAUUGAUGAUCAAAAUAAUCUUGUUGUACUUGGUUAUUAUGGUAAUUUAUUUCAAAUGAAUAGAACAACAAUGAGCGUCAUUCGUUCAUCAAACUUAGGAAUUGAUUCAGCGGCAUUUACUUAUUCUAAUGGUUAUUAUUUUAUAGAAUUCGAGGGCUCAUAUCCUUUAAUUUACAUUUAUUCUACUCGAAAUCUAACAAAUUUUAUUGCAUUUAUAAAUGGUACAGCAUCGAAUUGUUAUUUUCGUCAAGUGGCAUUUUUACAAAAUAAUACCAUUAUGGUUGCAACUGUUGAAGCCUUAAAUACGAUUCAGUUUUAUCAAAUAUCAUUUUCGUCGUUUUCCACAACACUUUUAUUUUCAAUACCAGCAUUGCACUCUGCUCCAUACAGUUUAUAUAAAGUGAACGAUAUAUUCUUGUAUUUAGUACAUUACAGUACUGCAACACCCAUCUACAUUCUAUCAUAUAACAAUAGUAACAAUUGGACAUUAAGAGCACUGAACGCCACAAAGCCAGCAGCUUCGGAAACAUCAGCACAAAUGACAAUUGAUCCAUAUGGACGAAUUUGGUUAGCUAUCCAUAACUUUGGUGUGAGAGUAUUUGAUUCCACUGCAUCUGUCUUACUCUAUAGCUGGCCCAUCUCAACUGGAUUGGGUGGGAUACUGUUAAUGGAUAAUUACGAGUUGUUUUUAGCUGACUAUGACAACAACAAAAUAUAUCGUUAUAAACCAAACAUAAACUAG
Didymodactylos carnosus is the source of this 1125-nucleotide messenger RNA. NCBI's taxonomy places the organism in Eukaryota, Metazoa, Rotifera, Eurotatoria, Philodinida, Philodinidae. The record is from the annotation of a GenBank genome assembly.